AUGAACUCAUCUAAAACUUCAAGAACCACAAAAGCCAUCAAUUAACUACACAUAGAACAAAAAAUCUCCUUUAAAAAUCACUUUAAUAUAUCUACGUUAAGAGAAUCAGUUCCUACAAUUUUAAAGGCAAAUCCAUUUUCGCCUUCAAUACAAUCAUUUCCUGUAUAAAAAUAACCAAAAUAGAAUGGGUAUAGAAAAUUAUCUAUAGAAAAGAAAAUCACUUUACUAAAAAAAGAAAUAAUGAAUUCGUAAUCGGGAAAAUCUAAAUAGUUAUUUCAAACUCAAAAACUAUAAAUCAAAGAGGGAUUCUAUGUAAUUGAUGUAAAAAGUGAUAUAAAAUCUAUCAGAUCGAAUGAGAAUCGAUCUGAUAAGAAAUUCAAACUAUUCCAAUCCCCUAUUGCAAUAUAGGAUAAAUUAUCUAAAUAUUCUAACUUAUAAGAGAAAUAAACAUUUCUUUUCAAAUUUAGAGAAAAACACCCUUUGGUCAUUGAUGAAGUCUCUAACCAUACACCAAAAUACUAGGCUCAAUCUAAAUAACCGAGUGAACCUAAUUCACCUUUUUUUAUAAGAAAAUUAUAAUCAUAAUAAAUAAUAUAAAGAAGUAUCAGUUAAGGUGUCAUUGAGAAACCAAAAUAAAAUAAAUGGAUAGCUUGGCCAUAAAAUUUAGAGGGUUGGAAUACUCAUAUGAACAAUCCUGAAGAAGAUAUAAUGUCAUAACUUCAUUAUUUUUGA
This is a messenger RNA of Paramecium tetraurelia, 732 nucleotides long. RefSeq lists its product as uncharacterized. NCBI's taxonomy places the organism in Eukaryota, Ciliophora, Oligohymenophorea, Peniculida, Parameciidae. The record is from RefSeq and is a predicted model, not a curated record. The transcript has a single exon.